Molecule: messenger RNA, 2151 nt
Organism: Paramecium pentaurelia
Lineage: Eukaryota; Ciliophora; Oligohymenophorea; Peniculida; Parameciidae
Source: the annotation of a GenBank genome assembly
AUGUUCCUAUUUUUAUUAUUAUAUUUGAUAGAGAGUAGGCAGAUUGAGAGCUGCAAGCAAAACAUGGACUCCUUUCAGAUAAAAGGUUUGAAAAUGCACCUUCAUAACUGUAGGGAUUCAUUUUUGUGUGAGUGACCAUCAUUAAGCUAAAGAGGCACGUAAUUAGGUGUUGUAGGAUUCUGUGAGCUAGAAUAAAGUUAAAGCAAUAGUGCAAGAGAUAGAAGGUUUAGAUAAUCAGAAUCCGUUUUGGUAUUCAGACCUGGCAAUAUAUUUGAACAUAGAUGAAAUUCAUAUAACAGGGGGUUUAAUUGAUCAUUCUUAGAAUGUAUAAUAGAUUAUGUAAAAUUUAAGGUUAGUAUUGUAAAUUAGUAGAUAAGAAUUACCAAACAUGUUUAUUUUAAGAAUUUGAUAAACAAAGAACUUAUGAUAACAAAUAUAUUCACUUCAUCUCCUCUUUUAAAGGUAGAGUUUGAGAAGAUAGUUUUACCAUCCAAUUCAACCACUCAAAAAACUAGAGUUUGCACUAUGAUUUAUGAGUAGCCACUUUCAGAAAUUCGAUCAAAGACAUUUGAAAUAUGGUUGGCAAUAGAGAUAGCCUACUUUUUAAGAGUGCCAGUUAAGUUGAUUGUGUAUGAUAAACACUUAAUGUGUUAAACAAAGUAAUUAGGUCAAUGUAGUAUCUAAGGAUAGCACUCAACAAUUGAAUUCAAUAAUCUAGGCAUUUAUUAAUAAUACACAAAAAUAUUCUCGUUUUAUAAUCCUAAUCCAGUCAAAAUUGAUGUUUCUUAUAAAUAAAAUGAAAGAAAAAAGAAUCAAAUAAGAGUAUUAUUGGCUAAUCGAAAUGAUAUCAAAUCAGCUUCAAAGCGUAAAUUUUCAUUUGAAAUGUAACCUUAUACAAGAAUUGAAUUGAAAGUCAUUAUUAACACAAAUUACUAUGAAAUAUUGGCCAAUAGUAAAUUAACUUUUAGAACUUAAUAUGAAAUUAUUGAAGUUGAUGUGACUUAUUCAGUUUAAAAAGGAUCUGUCAAUUACUAUCCUUCUGUAAUUACAUUAGAUCCAGGGAUGACAACAAAAGUUCAAUAGUUUGAUAUUUUUGUAAGAAGUACUUUCAGUCAAAAAAUUUAAUUGUUAUAAGUUGAAAAUCAAUAAAUAAAGCACUAGAAUAUAUCUUUACUUACAAUGGCAACUAGUAUUCCAACUAAUUCUAGAUCUGACAUUCUUCAUGUGGAUUAUAUGGGUAAAUAAAAUUUCUAUUCUGAUUCUAAAUACCAUAAAUAGUAGGCAAAAGAAUUAUUGAAUUCUUUUGGACGAAAUAAGAUAAAGAUUUAAACUGAUGUCUUGUAAGAUUCUGAAAUUCUAAUCAAUUAUAAAUCUAAUUAAAAAUUUAAUGAAUAAAUCUUAAAGAAAAUCAUUAAAUAAGAUCCAAAGAUAUUAAUCUCUUAAUAAACAGUUGUAAUAUCAGAAUAACCUAAUAUUUUUUUUAUAGUCAUCUCAAUCCUCAAUAUGUUAUAUAUAGCUACUUUAUUGAGAAACAAUGUAUAAAAAAUAAAAGAAUUAAAAAUUGUUAUUGAAGGUAAUUUUUCUUAAGAAUAAAUUGAUUUUCAAUCUAUUUUUAAGACACAAGAAUCUAUUUAAUUAUAAAGUAAAUCUGAAACAAAUGAAGUUGUAUCUGACAAAGCAGAUGAGAUAUAGGAUAUGAUAAUAGCUGAAGAUAUUAUGAGUAAGGAGAACAUCAUUUAUACUAAUUUGCAAUCAUAGAUUGAUGAAAGUUCUUCUCAUUUUAGUUAAGGAGAGAGUUUAGAUGAUGAUUAAAUUUCUGAAUAUUAAGAGAAGGUAGUGGAAUAGAGAAAAGUUUCAAAUCAAAAGAAUUUUAAUUUAUUUUAGAGAGUGGAAUUCACUAUACCAACCUAAAUCACUCUUAAUACUCAAUCUUCCUAGGAAUGUUGGGAUACUAAAGAUCCAAUAUUUUUACCAUAAGAUUCUGAUGAAGAAAUGUUGGAUAAAAAUAGUGUUCAGAGAUUGGAAUCAAUGUUGAAUUAAAUUCAACACAAAUUACCUUAAUUUGAGCAAAGUACACUUAAAUUACCAUUAAAAUGGAAUGAAAAUAAUUAGAUAAAUCCAUACUUUCCAAAACCCCCUCCAGGAAUUUGA